AGCAUCUGAAGCCGCGCUCAAUCACACGAUCAUUCACCUGAACGUCACAUGCAUCUGAUCCAGUUAAAGCCCAUUUCCCGACUAUAAAAGACCGAGCCUGACGCAUCAUAACGCAUUUGCGCGUAAACACUGUCAACUGCGCGAUAAUGAUGAAGCCUAGACGCCUGUAAACCGAAGUGUGUUUAUGAUGUGAAGGGACCUCCUGCGUCUCCUCCCCUCCCUCCUCCUCCUCCUGCUCUCCCGCUCCUUGUUUCCACUCCUCAUUUCGCGUUCACCCACGAGAAGAGAUGCGAGCGUCCAGCAUCAUGUCCUCAGACGUCCAGCUGCGCGACCAAACGGACAGCAGGGACCCCGCGGGCGCCAGGAGCGACUGAGAGCAGGUGUCACAAGUCAUACAUCCUGCCCAUAGCGAACUGACCAGCUGUACCGGAGUGUGGACACCAUGGAUACAAUAAACUUCACCUUCUGGAACACCUCUGAGGGCAACGAGACCCUGGAGACGGUGGACGAGAGCCCGUAUAAGACAGUGGAGGUGGUGUUCAUUGUACUGGUGGCUGGCUCACUAAGCUUGGUGACCGUUAUCGGGAACAUCUUGGUCAUGCUGUCCAUCAAGGUAAACAGGAGCCUGCAGACUGUCAACAACUACUUCCUGUUCAGCCUGGCCUGUGCUGACCUCAUCAUUGGCCUUUGCUCUAUGAACCUGUACACAGUCUACAUUGUGAUUGGAUACUGGCCGCUAGGCCCGGUCGUGUGUGACUUGUGGUUGGCGUUGGACUACGUGGUCAGCAACGCCUCCGUCAUGAACCUGCUGAUCAUCAGCUUCGAUCGUUACUUUUGCGUCACCAAGCCGCUCAGCUACCCAGUGAAGAGGACGACCAAAAUGGCAGGCAUGAUGAUUGCGGCGGCAUGGGUUUUGUCCUUCAUCCUCUGGGCUCCGGCCAUCCUGUUCUGGCAGUUUAUCGUUGGCGGCCGCACGGUGCCAGAGAAGGAGUGCUACAUUCAGUUCUUCUCCAACGCCGCGGUCACUUUCGGCACAGCCAUAGCUGCUUUCUACCUGCCUGUCAUUAUCAUGAUGGUGCUGUACUGGCAGAUAUCCCGCGCCAGCAAGAGCCGCGUCAAGAAGGACAACCGCAAGCCAUCGGGCGGCAACCUCGAUGUAGCCUCGUCCAAUCAGAUCCGGGAAAACACAGCCAACAAACCCACCAACAACAACCUAACAGGUGAAGAAACAGACCGAGGACAGACCCAGCUAACAGAUGACGCCGCCAACCAACACGAUGCCAAACUCCAGAACGGCAAAGCGCCAUCCACGGCGAGUGGAGAAGCAGAGGCGGAAGAUGGAGGACGAGGAAACUGCGUUCCUGCGGAGGAGAAAGAAAGCUCCAAUGACUCCACCUCUGGCAGCGGAGCUGUAACCAAUCAAAAGGACGAGGCGGCGCCAUCCAAAGCCAAUGACAACCAGGCUCCCACAAGGCACCGCGCCAAAGCAGGAGGCUCCAAACUGACAUGCAUCAAGAUCAUCACCAAAUCGCCAAAAGGCGACUGCUGCGCACCUUCGAACGCGACGGUGGAGAUCGUCCCAGCCACCGAGAGACAGAACCACGUGGCGAGGAAGAUCGUGAAGAUGACCAAGCAGCCGCCCAAAAAGAAAAAAGCACCAUCCUCUCGGGAAAAGAAGGUGACACGCACCAUCAUGGCCAUCCUGGUGGCGUUCGUGGCUACGUGGACACCAUACAACGUGAUGGUCCUCAUCAACACCUUCUGCUCCAGCUGCAUUCCCAGCACCGUGUGGACCAUCGGAUACUGGCUCUGCUACAUCAACAGCACGAUCAACCCCGCUUGCUACGCCCUCUGCAACAUCACCUUCAAAAAGACCUUCAAACAUCUGCUGCUCUGCCAGUACAAGAACAUACGCUCGGCCCGAUGAGCAGUAAUGUGUGUGCAUGCGUUAUAUUUUACAUGUGUGUUCUGGUCACAAAGGUACAUGUGUGGAUGUGUUUGUAUGUGUGGAAAGACACAGUAAAUCCAGUUCAGUUAUUUGCAAAAACAGAUUACUCAUUUCCUUAAAUCAUGUUUUCUAUUCCGUUAUCAUGUUUUUAUUGUGUUUUAAUGUGUGUAUUUUUAGCUAUUAUUAUUUAAUCAAAACAACCCAAGUUAUCUGUUUUUGCAAAUGAACUCUUCAGUUACAAACUGAAGAUUGACCCAUCAACACCCAUCAUAUACAAAGUUUUAGGAAUCAGUCAUCCUUGUAGUGUGGCGAAUUUGACACUGUCAGCUACAAGGACUCUAUUUUAACACAUUUCACCAUGUUAAAAAUCACAGAUUUCCCUUAAAAUAAGUGUAAAAAUGUGCGUCUGGGCGGAUGUGUGAUUUCAUUUAUUGUUUUUAUAUAUAUAGAUAGAGAAUCUGUUGUAGCACUUUACACAUGCAUAGAGGUGAUGCAUGUCACAAAAGACGAAAAAGAAGUGCUAAAAUAUUUGAUUUAUAGACAAAAAUGUUAAAAGUACAAAAAAAAAUACCCCAAUACGAGCAUAUAGAUGGUCAGAUUGGAGUCUGUACUAUUCAAUAAUACACAUAUAUGGGGACAACAGGGCUGACUGAAGAUCCAAACCAAACGCGUUUGAGCUUCAGUAUAAAAUCACACCUGUAUAUACGUGUAUAUAAUCAUGUACUGUAUCCAUGUCGUGUGUGUGGUUGCAUGCUGGAUGACUGUGCGUAUGUAAGUUUGUAGCACAAGUCAACAUGAAACCUGUUUACUUCUGUAACCCGAGUGAAAUUCAUCCAUAUAUUGUGAUUUUAUUUAGACUGCAAAGACAAUUUUAAUACUGUGCACCAUUGAAUCUUGUAAAAUAAGACCAGAAACAUGCAUUCAGGAAGUAAACAGGCUCAUCUUGACUUUAAAGCUUUAUUAAACACAAGCACGUUCAAUGACAGAAUGACAGGUAGCUGGUUGCAGGGUUUGUGUGUGUUUGUCGCAUGUGUGUGCUCUCCGAGAGCAAUAAGAGGGUUGAAGAGGCUCUCCGAUGUGCCCGUAUGUUAAAGUGGAUGAGCUUUGAGUGCUCGGGGUCUCCAGGGAUGCAAAUCUAAACCUUUUAAAGUGAACAGAUGCGCAGGAUAAAGAGGCUCUCACAGGCACGCAGCCAUUAGCAUCCACCUCACCUCUGCUUUGCAUUUACACAAAACAGUUCACUCAAGCUUGGGCAAAAAAAGGAAAAUACCAGCUACGUGAACACUAAUUCAGCAGACACUCAAAACCGGCUUGUGAAACUGAAAAAAAUCCUUAUUAAAAG
Messenger RNA from Cyprinus carpio (common carp), 3290 nucleotides. Its product is annotated as muscarinic acetylcholine receptor M2-like. Gene Ontology annotation, biological process: adenylate cyclase-activating adrenergic receptor signaling pathway; regulation of heart contraction. The record is from RefSeq and is a predicted model, not a curated record. Lineage: Eukaryota; Metazoa; Chordata; Actinopteri; Cypriniformes; Cyprinidae. Gene Ontology annotation, molecular function: G protein-coupled acetylcholine receptor activity. Gene Ontology annotation, cellular component: plasma membrane.